Messenger RNA from Cornus florida, 2409 nucleotides. RefSeq names its product protein PHYTOCHROME-DEPENDENT LATE-FLOWERING-like. The transcript is spliced from 11 exons. NCBI's taxonomy places the organism in Eukaryota, Viridiplantae, Streptophyta, Magnoliopsida, Cornales, Cornaceae. Gene Ontology annotation, cellular component: SAGA complex. Gene Ontology annotation, biological process: regulation of transcription by RNA polymerase II. The record is from RefSeq and is a predicted model, not a curated record. Bases 1 to 2409 code for a protein of 802 amino acids. Gene Ontology annotation, molecular function: transcription coregulator activity.
AUGGGAGUGUCAUUCAAGGUUGCAAAGGCCGGAACAAGGUAUAGGCCAAAGCAGGGUCAGACUGAGGAGAAAGAAAUUGAAAAUGACUCACCAACUGAGUCUCAGCAGAGAGAAAAAGAGGGAGAUCUUGUUGGGGUAGGAGAUAAAGUUGCUGGUCAUUCAAAUGCAUUGGCCAAACGUCGAUCACUCUUAGUUUCAGAAGAUUUUGAGGUUUCAUUUUCACUUAAUUUGUUCCCAGACGGAUUUUCCAUUGGAAAAGCUAACGAGUCACUCAAUGUUGUUUCAAGGCAGUUACAUCCAUAUGACAGGGCGUCGGAGACACUUUUCUGUGCAGUUCUUGGUUAUUUUACAUUUGCAAAGGUGUUUGCCACAUCAAAUGCCUUGUGCAUCUCAACAGGUUGCUUGCAGGCAAUUGAAUGUGGUUGUCUACCUGGAGAUAUUUUUGAUGAUAUACCCUGCAAAUAUGUCAAUGGAGCUCUUAUAUGCGAGAUACGAGAUUAUAGAAAUAUUUUGUCUCAAAAGGGAAACACUGUUUCUUCUGCUGGGAAAUCUCCAAUCAUACAUAAAGUGGUCCUACAGAUGUGCAUGGAGAACAUUGUCAAGGAUGUCUCAUCAAUUUCAGAUGAUUCUUGGACGUACAAAGAUUUAUUGGAAGUUGAGGCCCGCAUUCUCAAGACCCUGCGACCUGAUCUUCAUUUGAAUCCAAAGCCAAUGCUGAACAGCUUCUGUGAAGAUCCUCUUACAAAAAAGCUGAAUCUGGGAAUAGCUUGGAACAGGAAAAAGAGAAAGCUAAGUAAUGAAUUAGCAACUGGCCUAGAGUUAUGUAACUCAUUCCCUGGAACCCACAUAUCGGAUGUGAAUAUCACCCAGAAUUCGCAGUGUCAACCUGAUCUACCAUCUCAAGAUAGAGGAGUUCCGUGUUCGCAACAUAUUGUCCAAAGUCCUAUCGUUACUUCACAGGAAAACAACAUUAUGAAUGGCACUAUUUCACAGUCCUCUGCUUCACAGUUCCAGUCAAACUAUCAAUUAGCAGUUGAUAGCCACCAAUCUGUUUCUAACUCUUUAACACCAUCAAGUUUUGUCUCUUCACCCAAACCAAAUUAUAAUAACUGUCUCAGUAACCUGAGAAAACCCAGUACGUUGACCCUUGGGGAGAGGGAAAAAUGUGGAAAGGUGGCUAAUCAAGAGCAUAUAAUUAAGAAACCGAAGCAAGAGCCACUGGACUUCUCUCAACAGCAACUUCCAGGGAGACUAGCUGAAACCACUCUUGACGCUGAGUUACAGAGGAAGAACAAACUAUUCAAACAUAGAAUUGAAGCUGAAAAAAGUUCACGUGAAAGAACUCAUGACAAUGCACAUCCCUCACUGUUAAUGAGUAGUGCUCAACAAGCACCCCUUGAAGGUAUCCCAAAGUUACAGCAUGGAAUGCUCACUUGUAGAUUGAAAAAAAAACCAACUGAAAGCAAUAGUUUCCCCAGUUUGGAUUCUCAGAACACCAAAAGUAAAUGUAAUAUAAUUGGCAUUAGAAACAAUCAAUCUAGUCUUCAGCAAUCACAGUUGUUGCGGUCAUCACCAGUGAUGAAAGCUGAUGGCCCUCCUACCCCGAUGCAGUGGAAUCACAUGGGCCAAUCUGUUGGCAAAAAUAUGACGAAUGUAAUUUUUAAUCAGAAGGGUAGAGCUUCACGGAAUUAUCAGGUUUUUACUGGCGUCGGAAAUGCAUCUGUUAGUUCUUGUUUUAAUGAUUCUUUGCCUAGAGAGGCAUCUGUAUCUACAAAGAGAAAAUCAAAUUAUCUCCCUAAGGGCUUGAGUAUGAACAGAGUUGAAUCUCCUGCAAACACCAGUAUUAUGAAUACUGCCAAUGCAAUUUGUCCGUCAGUGGAUUCUCCUAUGUGCCGGCCUUCAGGAAUUGUUGGCCCUGUCUCAAUCCUUGAGACUUCUGUGCCCGGGCCUUCAGUAAUUGGUGACCCAAUCCUUGACAGGGUUUCAAAAAUGAAAUUGGUGUCUCAGAGGUAUGGACUGAAUCAGAGGAAGUGUAAAUUCAGCCAAGUUUUGGAAAGGAAGCAGAUUUUCCACACAAAAUUGGUAGCCCUCCACCUCAUGCACUCCAGGGAUAAAGAAAACUCGAAAGAUUCUCACACAAAUAGAACAUCUUACUCUAGGACAUUGACAUUUGCACGAUCAUCUCAUGCUUCUCAAGGAAAUCAAAUUCCCAGUAGUGAGGAUCAGAACAAGCUGAUCCUGUUGGAGAAGCUUGAUGAGGGGAUGGUGGAAGCAAGUGCUAUCUAUGGACAUGAAAGGAAUGAUCCCCUUGAGUUGCCUCUUCUGCAAAUCUUUCCUGGCACUGUGAGUGCUCCAUAUGUGGUUAUCACAUUUUACAAGUUCCUUUUGCUUCCUCCUCAAUUUAAAUGA